Messenger RNA from Epinephelus fuscoguttatus (brown-marbled grouper), 15284 nucleotides. RefSeq names its product HECT and RLD domain containing E3 ubiquitin protein ligase 2 (gene herc2). Gene Ontology annotation, molecular function: ubiquitin protein ligase activity; protein binding; zinc ion binding. The transcript has 91 exons. The coding region runs from base 126 to 14621 and encodes 4831 amino acids. Gene Ontology annotation, biological process: protein ubiquitination. NCBI's taxonomy places the organism in Eukaryota, Metazoa, Chordata, Actinopteri, Perciformes, Serranidae. Gene Ontology annotation, cellular component: cytoplasm; membrane. The record is from RefSeq and is a predicted model, not a curated record.
CGUGCCCUAGUCCGCGACCUGUCAAUCAAGUCUUGUUAAUGCAGCAAAGCAGCUGAGGGGACGAGAAUAGCUUGAGACGAGACCGCAGGUUGGCUGCGUUUGCAGCCAGGAGAGGAGAGGGGAAGAUGCCUUCUCCAUCUUUUACCCUCGAUGCUCAGCUGAGAUUUCAUGACAAAUGGCUGAAGAUAGACUUGCAGCGGGCUUUCUCUCCAGAGGGACUGAGUGAGAUGUGGAAUGAAAUGGUAAAAGAUGAGGAGAUAACAUUCAACGGAGAAGAAUCAGCUCACCCAGAGGAUUGCACUGACUGCUUUGGAGCGCAGAAGAAGGAUGAACCUAACGACAAAGAGAAGAAGGAGGAGGAGGAGACCUCAACAUCUGUGCAUCACUCCAUUAUUGAGACCUGGGACUGGGGGCGGCAGCCAGAUGAGAACGAGUUGAAGGAGUGUCUGUUGGUCCUGGUUGAGGACCAGCAGAAGCUCUCAGCUCAGAUGGCCAAAAGCACCCUGUCUGCCCAGCGCCUGCGCCAGCGCCUGGUCAUCCUGGAGCGCUACCUCAUCUCUCUGAGCCACAGCAUGAUGGAGGAGGAAGAGAAGUACAAGGUCCGCUGGAAGGGGCCCCCCAGCCCACCACUGCCUGCUGCUGAUAAUAAGAGCCCUCGUCCAGCCAGUAAAGGAGUUGAAGGUUUGGCCAGAGUUGGCUCCAGGGCAGCGCUCUCGUUUGCCUUUGCUUUCCUGCGUCGGGCCUGGAGGUCAGGAGAUGAUGCAGAUCUUUGCAGUGAGCUUCUCCAGGAGUCUCUGGAUGCUUUGCGUGCCCUUCCAGAGGCCACACUGUUUGAUGAGGGAACGGUGUCAUCUGUGUGGCUCGAAGUUGUUGAAAGGGCCACCAAGUUCCUCAGUGACGUACAUGGAAGUGCCAGCACCAAGGGCAACAUUCCUCUUCAGGACCAGCACUUAGCCCUGGCCAUCCUGCUGGAGCUGGCUGUGCAGAGGGGCACUCUCAGUCAGUUGCUGUCUGCUGUUCUGCUGCUGCUGCGCCUGUGGGAAAGUGGCACCAGAGAGAUGGACAAUGAGCGCUCCACCCAGGGAACAAGCGCCCCUCUGCUGCCCCUCCUGCAGCGCUUUCAGAACAUACACAGCAGCAAAGAGGAGCCCAUUCCUGAAGAGGAAGCUGAGAUCCUCACAGCCCAAAUGAGUCCAAAUGAGAGCUUCCUGCGCUACCUGACCUUGCCUCAGGAUAACGACCUGGCUAUUGACCUCCGGCAAACAGCUGUGGUGAUCAUGGCUCACCUGGACCGCUUGGCUGCUCCCUGCAGCCCUCCACACUGCAACUCCCCCACAUCACACAAGGGAACCUUGCAGGAGGUGAUUGCCUGGGGCCUGUUGGGCUGGAAGCGUUACGCCAAUGUUAAUGGGCCCAUUCAGUGCAAAGCCCUUUCGAGCCUUGGAGUCUCACAGAUCGUCUGCUCAGAAAAGGGCUUCCUCAUUCUGUCCAGCACUGGCGCUGUUUACACCCAAAACUACAAGAGCACAACCCUGGCUCCGAUGCUGAUCCACAGUCUGAGCUCCAGAAAGAUUGUGAAGCUAGCAGCUCAUCCUGAUGGGCAGCACUACUUGGCCCUGUCAUCCAAUGGGGAGGUGUUCUCAUGGGGCUGUGGUGAUGGAGGCCGCCUUGGACAUGGAGACACCACGUAUCUAGAAGAGCCUGCGAUGAUCGCAGCCUUCAAUGGGAAACAGGCAGGAAAGCAUGUGGUACACGUUGCUUGUGGGAGCACAUACAGCGCUGCUAUUACUGCUGAUGGUGAACUCUAUACAUGGGGCAGAGGGAACUACGGUCGCUUGGGUCACGGCUCCAGUGAAGACCAGACCACACCCAUGCUUGUGACAGCGCUGAAGGGACUAAAGGUGGUGGAUGUGGCAUGUGGAAGUGGUGACGCACAAACACUUUCUGUCACAGAGAAUGGUCAGGUGUGGUCCUGGGGGGACGGAGACUAUGGCAAACUGGGCCGAGGCGGCAGUGACGGCUGCAAGACACCCAAACUUGUGGAAAAACUGCAGGACUUGGACAUUGUGAAGGUGUGCUGCGGCAGCCAGUUCUCAGUGGCCCUCACCAAAGAUGGCCAAGUGUACACCUGGGGAAAGGGAGACAAUCAACGUCUUGGUCAUGGCACUGAUGAGCAUGUUCGCUACCCCAAGUUACUCGACAGCCUACAAGGAAAGAAGGUUGUGGAUGUUGCUGUGGGAUCCACACACUGCCUGGCCCUCACUGACGAUGGAGAGGUGCACAGCUGGGGCAGCAAUGAUAAGCUACAGCACUUUGAUACACUCUUUUCUAACAAGAAGCAGCCUAAGGCACUCCCAGGACUCAACUCCAAACACAUAGUGGGAAUCUCCUGCGGCCCAGGACAGAGCUUUGCCUGGUCCUCGUGCUCAGAGUGGUCUGUCGGGCAGCGCGUGCCCUUUGUGGUGGACGUUUGCCCUAUGACCUUCGAGCAGCUGGACCUGCUCCUGCGACAGGUCAGCGAGGGGAUGGAUGGCAGCUCCGACUGGCCUCCCCCACAGGAGAAGGAGUGCAUGGUGGUCGCCACACUCAACCUGCUCAGGCUCCAGCUCCAUGCAGCCAUCAGUAACCAGGUGGAUCCAGAGGAGCUGGGACUGGGGCUUGGCAGCGUGCUGCUCAAUAACCUCAAACAAACAGUGGUAGUACUAGCUAGCAAUGCUGGAGUGCUUAAUACUGUACAAGCAGCUGCCCAAGCAGUUCUCCAGAGUGGCUGGUCAGUGCUGCUGCCCACUGCUGAGGAAAGGGCGAGGGCAUUGUCCUCACUCCUGCCUAAUGCUGCAUCUGGAAAUGAGAUGAGUGUGAGCCCUGGUCGUCGCUUCAUGAUUGACCUGUUAGUGAGCAGCUUGAUGGCUGAUGGAGGGUUGGAAUCUGCACUGAAUGCAGCCAUCACUGCUGAGAUACAGGACAUCGAAGCCAAGAAAGAGGCUCAGAAAGAGAAGGAGAUUGACGAGCAGGAGGCCAACGCUUCCACAAUGCACCGCUGUCGCACCACGCUGGACAAAGACCUCAUCAACACGGGCAUCUACGAGUCAGCGGGGAAGCAAAGCCUGCCUCUGGUGCAGCUUGUUCAGCAGCUGUUGAGGAACAUCGCCUCCCAGACCAUCGCGAGGCUGAAGGAUGUUGCUCGGCGCAUCUCCAACUAUUUAGAGGCAGAGCAUGUCAGCAAGGAACGCUCUGCGUCUCUGGACCUGCUGCUGCGCUUCCAGAGGCUGCUAGUUAGCAAACUUUACCUGGGUGUCAAUGGCACAGAUAAUGUCAAUGGAUACAAUCCUGAGCUUCUGGGUGUUGGAUCACUGUUGAAAAAGUACAUUGCCCUGCUGUGUACUCACAUCGGAGACAUCCUCCCAGUUGCAACAAGUAUUGCCUCUACUGGUCGCCGCCACUUUGCUGAAGUCUCUCGUGUCAUUGAAGGAGAUCUAACGGGAGUGCUGCUGCCUGAGUUGGUGGUGUCCAUUGUGCUCCUCCUCACCGAUGACGCAGGUGUCAUGCAGGAGACUGGCUCAAUCCCUCUCCUGGCUGGGCUCCUGGAGCACCUUGACCGUUUUAACCACCUGGCUCCAGGACAUGAGAGGGACGAUAAUGAGGAUCUGGCUUGGCCAGGCAUCAUGGGAUCCUUCUUCACAGGACAAAGUUCCAAGAACAACGAGGAGGUCUCCCUCAUUCGCAAAGCUGACCUGGAGAACCACAACAAAGAUGGUGGUUUCUGGACAGUCAUAGAUGGAAAGGUUUAUGACAUCAAGGACUUUCAGGCUCAGUCUCAGUCGCUAACAGGAAACAGUAUCCUAGCCCAGUUUGCAGGAGAGGACCCAGUGGUUGCUUUGGAAGCUGCUCUGCAGUUUGAGGACACCAGAGAGUCAAUGCAGGCCUUCUGUGUCGGACAGUAUAUGGAGCCUAACCAGGAGACAGUCACCACUCCAGACCUCAGCAGUCUCUCCUCCCCGCUCAUCGACACAGAGAGGAACCUGGGGCUGCUGCUGGGUCUCCAUGCCUCCUACCUGGCCAAGAGCACCCCGCUGUCUGCCAUGGAGAUUGAAUGUGCCAAAUGGCUCCAGUCCUCCAUAUUUUCAGGGGGUCUGCAGACCAGUCAGAUCCACUAUAACUACAAUGAAGAGAAGGAUGAAGACCACUGCAGCUCCCUGGGUACAACCACUCCAGACAAGGCCAAACUCUACUCCCGAAGAAUAACCCUCAGUGACCACGCACAGCCUUUCCUGCAGGCUAUUGCUGACAACAACACUCAGGACCACACUGUGAAGGACUUCCUAUGCCAAAUAGAGCGUUGCUGUAAGCAGUACCAUCUUAUUACACCCAUCACCUUCCCCCCGGAACACCCUGUGGAGGAAGUUGGCCGCCUGCUGCUCUGCUGCCUGCUCAAACAUCAAGACCUCGGUCACAUUGCUCUUUCACUUGUCAGUCAAUGUGCCUUGGGUGUGGACCAGGGGAAACAGAGGUCCCUCCCUAAAUCUGUGAUUGACGUGUGCCGCAUGGUCUAUCAGGCGAAGUGUUCCUUAAUCAAGACCCAUCAGGAACAAGGUCGCUCUUACAAGGAGGUCUGUGCCCCUGUCAUCGAGCGUCUGCGCUUCCUGUUUAAUGAGCUGCGUCCAGCUGUAAGUAACGACCUGUCUAUAGUGUCCAAACUGAAGCUGCUGAGCUCUCAGCCCCGCUGGAGGAGGAUCACCCAGAAACUCAUCAGGGACCGCAGGAAAAAAAGAGUGCCUAAGAAGUCAGAGUCUGCUGACAUAGAAGAGCCAAAGCUGGAGAAUGAAGGGACCAAUGAAGAGGAACUUAAUGUCCACAUCAGCCCCACGCCUGCUGACAGGAAAUCACCCACUAGCAAGACAACCAAGCAGGACAAGUGGCAUCCGCUUCUUAACACUGUGUCUAAUGUCCAGAAGUACCGGUGGCUGAAACACAGUGUUCAGGGUGCUUUUUCUCAGUCCAGCCUUAUGGCCACCAUCGUGGAGUUUGCACUGAAAGAGGAGCCCCUGGAUGUAGAAAAGAUGAGGAAGUGUCUUCUCAAACAGCUGGAGAGGGCCGAGGUGAGACUCGAGGGCAUUGACACCAUGCUGAAGUUGGCCUCCAAAAGCUUUCUGCUGCCGUCUGUGCAGUAUGCAAUGCUCUGUGGCUGGCAAAGAGUCAUACCAGAAGGGACCGACAUUGGAGAGCCUCUGUCUGACUGCCUGAAAGACGUGGAUCUGAUCCCUCCCUUCAACCGCAUGCUUUUGGAGGUGACCUUCGGCAAGUUGUAUUCCUGGGCCAUCCAGAAUGUUCGCAACAUCCUGCUCGAGGCCAGCGCCCGCUUCAAAGAGCUCGGUGUGCAACCUGUUCCCUUACAGACCAUCACCAAUGAGAACCCAGCGGGACCAAGUCUUGGCACCAUUCCGCAAGCCCGCUUUCUUCUGGCCAUGAUACACAUGCUGUCCCUGAAACAUGGGUCCAACAGCCUCAGUCUCUUACUAAAUUCUGGCAUAUUGGCUCUCACACAGAGUAUACUCAGGCUCAUAGGGCCCAGCACAGACAGCAGUGAGGAGGACCUGAGUUUAUGUGCACACGGAGGCUCAGCCACAGUACUGGAGGAGUCCAGAAAGGAGGCCGCCCCCACCCCCCUCCCUGCCUCAGGCCCUGAGCUGGCUGCCAUGAUGAAGAUAGGCACAAGGGUAAUGAGGGGAGUUGACUGGAAAUGGGGAGAUCAGGACGGCCCAGCUCCGGGUCUCGGUCGGGUCAUUGGGGAGCUGGGUGAGGACGGCUGGAUCAGAGUCCAGUGGGAUACCAGCAGCACCAACUCCUACAGGAUGGGCAAAGAGGGCAAAUAUGACCUUAAGCUGGCAGAGCCACCGCCAGCUGCCCAGCCCCCGACUGAGGACUCAGACACAGAGGAUGACACAGAAGGUGAGCUGAUGGAGAAGAGCAGCCACCCGACAGCUAUGAUGCUAACCAGCACCGUCAACCUGCUGAAGACACUGUCUCUAACAGCUGGGAUCUAUGCAGAGGUGUUGCAAACAGACGCCACACGGACCCUCUGUGGGCUACUGAGGAUGCUUGUGGAGAGUGGAGCUAAUGACAAGUCAGGGUGUCAUUCCCACAGGCUGGUCUCUCGGGAGCAGCACAGGAGCUGGUCUACACUGGGCUUCAUACGCAGCAUCGCUCUCAUGCCACAGAUGUGCAGCACACUCAGCACCUCUGCGUGGAUUAGCCUGCUCAUCCGAAUUGUUGAGGGCCAUCAGUCCUUCAAUGCCAUCACUCUACAGAGACAGAUCCUGGCUCUGCGUCUCCUGCAGGCAGUCUUGCCCUCAUGGGACAAGACAGAGCGCUCUCAGGACAUGAAGUUUCUGGUGGAGAAGUUGUUCAACUUCUUGGGAAGUCUACUUAGCACCUGCUCCUCAGACCUGCCACUUCUCAGAGAGGGUUCCCUGCGAAGGAGGAAGUCCCGCCCUCAGGCGUCUCUUACAGCCACUCACAGCAGCACAUUGGCUGAGGAGAUCGUUUCUGUCCUGCGCACUCUGCACUCUCUCGGCCAGUGGAACAGCAUGAUAAAUGACUACAUCAACGCUCAGCUGAGCUCUAUUGGUGAUGUCAUGGCAGGCUGCCAGUCUGAAGCAUGUUUCCUGGAGGAGUACUUUCCUGAUUCUGAUGGUCCCAGAGUUGGCAGUCUGAUGGCAGUGAUGGCAGUCAUUGGAGGGAUUGAUGGGCGCCUCAGGCUCGGAGGCCAAGUAAUUCAUGAGGAAUAUGGAGAGGGAACAGUUACUCGCAUCACCCCAAAAGGGCGCAUCACUGUCCAAUUUCAUGAGAUGAGGACCUGUAGGGUUUGCCUGCUCAGUCAUCUCAAACCGAUGCCUGCGGUAGCCUUCAGUGUGCAGAACCUGCCUUUCACUGAGCCCAUGCUUGCAGUCUGGGCUCAGCUGGUUAGCCUGGCUGGAAGCAAACUGGAAAAACAACGCAUGAAGAAGUCCUUGAGUCGAGGGCUGACAGCUGACCAGGUGGACAUCCAUUUGCUGCGGUGCCAGCAGCUGAGGCUGUAUAUCUUAAAGGCAGGACGGGCUCUGCUCUCUCAUCAAGACAAACUCAGGCAGAUCCUCUCCCAGGCGGCAGUUGUGGACAUAGGACCCAACCCCAGUGAGGACCCAGUGGUGUCGUCUCCUGAUGUUGGAGACUUGUCCCCUGAGGGUCCCCUGCCUCCGCUGAUCCUCCUGCAGCAGCUGCUAUCCGCCGCCACUCAGCCGUCCCCGAUCAAAGCCAUUUUUGACAGGCAAGAGAUGGAGGCUGCAGCUCUGGCAGUGUGUCAGUACCUGGCUGUGGAAUCAGCCCACCCGUCCUCCCCUCUGUUUGAGGAGAGCAGCUCCAGUGAGGCCACCACGCCUGUUACCAUACAACAUGUCCGACCUCCCAAACAGAAGAAGCAGAAGACCUCCCCUGUCCCUCCCUUACCCAUAGUCCUCCAGCUCAUGGAGAUGGGCUUCCCACGCAAGAACAUCGAGUUUGCCUUGAAGUCACUGUCAGGAACUACAGGCAGUGCCUCUGGUGUCCCAGGUGUUGAGGCUUUGGUGGGCUGGCUGCUGGACCAUCCAGACAUUCACGUCACUGAGCUGUCAGAUGCCGACACUGUGUCAGAUGAAUACUCCGAUGAAGAGGUGCUGGAGGAGCUGGAGGAGGCCGAGCCGACAUUCCCUGUGCCUCCAGGUGCAGUGGUGACUGAAAGCCAGACCUUUAAGAAGAGAUCAGAUUUCCAGAGCAACGACGAUUAUGCUGUGUAUGUUAGAGAGAACAUUCAGGUGGGGAUGAUGGUGAAGUGCUGCAGAACGUACGAGGAAGUGUUUGAUGGAGAUGUCGGGAAAGUGAUCAAGCUGGACAGAGAUGGACUUCAUGACUUAAAUGUGCAGUGUGACUGGCAGCAGAAAGGAGGAACGUACUGGGUCCGCUACAUCCACAUCGAGCUACUUGGAUUCCCACCACAAAGUUCUCCCUCCCACAUAAAGAUUGGUGAUAAAGUGAGGGUGAAGCCCACAGUCACCACACCAAAGUACAAAUGGGGCUCCGUCACACACAGGAGUGUUGGGGUUGUGAAAGCUUUCAGUGCCAAUGGAAAGGACGUGAUCGUAGACUUCCCACAGCAGUCCCACUGGACCGGCCUGCUGUCUGAAAUGGAACUGGUGCCCAGUGUUCACCCUGGAGUGAGGUGUGAUGGCUGUCAAAUGUUCCCCAUAAAUGGCCCCAGAUUCAAAUGCAGGAACUGCGACGACUUCGACUUCUGUGAAAACUGCUUCAAGACCCGCAAACACAACACCAGACAUUCCUUUGGCAGAAUCAACGAGCCUGGCCAGUCUCCAGCAUUCUGCGGCCGCUCAGGAAAACAGCUCAAGAAGCAUCACAGCAGCCAGCGUGGGAUGCUGAUUGACGAUUGGUCCCGCGCUGUCAAGAGCAUCAAUGUCUCAUCCUCUGUAAACCAGGCCUCACGCCUCCUUGAUGGCAGUGAUCAGUGUUGGCAGUCCUCCGGCUCGCAGGGAAAGCACUGGAUUCGUCUCGAGCUCUUCCCAGACGUUCUUGUGCACAGGCUGAAGAUGAUUGUGGAUCCAGCAGAUAGCAGCUACAUGCCCUCACUGGUGGUGGUGUCGGGUGGGAGCUCUUUGAACAACUUAAUUGAGCUGAAGACAAUUAACAUCAAUCCCACGGACACCACUGUCCUCCUCCUUAGCGACUGUACUGAGUAUCACAGAUACAUUGAGAUUGCCAUCAAGCAGUGCCGCAGCUCCGGAAUCGACUGCAAGAUUCACGGGCUUGGCAUCGUUGGACGUAUUAGAGCAGAGGAUGAAGACCUGGCCACAGUGCCCUUCCUGGCAUCUGACAAUGAAGAAGAGGAUGAUGACAAAACUGCCACUGGGAGUCUUACGCGGAAGAAGUCAUCUGGACUGGAGUCUGCAGCCACCAUCAGGACCAAAGUGUUUGUCUGGGGGCUAAAUGACAAGGACCAGCUGGGAGGACUCAAGGGCUCUAAGAUCAAGGUGCCCUCCUUCUCUGAAACUCUCUCCGCACUCAACGUGGUACAAGUGGCCGGUGGUUCCAAAAGCCUCUUUGCAGUGACGGUCGAGGGGAAAAUUUACGCAUGUGGAGAGGCCACCAACGGCAGGUUAGGCCUGGGCCUGUCCAGUGGGACCAUCCCAAUCCCCCGUCAGAUCACCGCACUCAGUAACUACGUGGUGAAGAAGGUCGCUGUGCAUUCUGGGGGGCGCCAUGCUAUGGCCCUGACUGUGGACGGGAAAGUCUUCUCCUGGGGAGAGGGAGACGAUGGCAAACUGGGACACUUCAGCAGAAUGAACUGUGACAAGCCUCGGUUGAUUGAGGCACUAAAGACCAAGCGCAUCCGCGACAUCGCCUGUGGCAGCUCUCACAGUGCGGCAAUCACCUCCAGUGGGGAGCUUUACAGCUGGGGUUUGGGUGAAUAUGGCCGCCUCGGACAUGGGGACAACACGACUCAGCUGAGGCCUAAACUGGUAAAAGUGCUUCUGGGUCACCGGGUUAUCCAGGUGGCUUGUGGGAGCAGGGAUGCUCAAACUCUAGCUCUCACAGAUGAAGGAUUGGUGUUCUCCUGGGGUGAUGGGGAUUUUGGGAAGCUGGGUCGUGGAGGCAGUGAAGGCUGCAACAUCCCCCAGAACAUCGAGAGGCUCAACGGGCAGGGCGUGUGUCAAAUUGAAUGUGGAGCACAGUUCUCCUUGGCGCUCACUAAAUCUGGAGUUGUGUGGACCUGGGGCAAAGGCGACUAUUUCCGACUUGGCCAUGGCACUGAUGUCCACGUGCGGAAGCCUCAGAUGGUGGAGGGACUGAGGGGCAAAAAGAUUGUCCAUGUUGCUGUUGGAGCUCUGCACUGUUUGGCUGUUACAGAGACAGGACAGGUGUAUGCGUGGGGUGACAAUGAUCACGGGCAGCAGGGGAACGGCACCACCACAGUCAACAGGAAGCCCACCCUGGUGCAGGGUCUAGAGGGACAGAAGAUCACUCGAGUGGCCUGUGGCUCUUCCCACAGCGUUGCCUGGACCACUGUGGAUGUGACCACACCGUCGGUUCACGAGCCAGUACUUUUCCAGACGGCCAGAGACUCCCUUGGAGCGUCCUAUUUAGGUGUCCAGUCAGACAGUGACUCGUCAGCGGUGAACAACAAGAUGAGCGGGCAGAGCAACGUGAAGCCUAAUCGACCCUCGCUGGCCAAGAUUCUGCUCAGUCUGGACGGCAACUUAGCCAAACAGCAGGCUCUGUCUCAUGUUCUGUCAGCCCUCCAAAUCAUGUAUGCAAGGGAUGCAGUGGUCGGUGCUCUGAUGCCAGCCAGCAUGAUUUUGCCAGCAGAGUGUCCUUCCAGCUCACCUGUUCCCCCAUCAGACUCCUCUUCCUCAUCCAGCGUGAGUGAUGAAGAAGGUCCUCCUGUCCUGCCUGAAACCGAGGAGCGAGUCAGCCCUAAUCCCUGGCAAGACAAGAAGGGCGAGGCUCCCUCAUCAGAAGAUGCCGUCACCCCAUCAUCGGCUAUGACUCCCUCUGCCCCUGGUGCCUCCUCACGUCCUUUCAUCCCCGUCACUGAUGACCCCGGAGCAGCCAGCAUCAUAGCUGAAACCAUGACCAAGACAAAAGAGGACUCUGAGAGCCAGAGUAAGGUGGUUGGUCCAGAGCCUCAGUACCUCGACGAGUUCACAAUUCUGCUUGUGCCUGAUGACACCCGUGUAAUGGUCGACCUGCUCAAACUGGCAGUGUCGUGUCGCUCUGGGGAGAAGGGCAAGGAGGUGCUGUCCGCUGUGCUGUCUGGCAUGGGUACAGCUUAUCCACAGGUUGCUGACAUGCUGCUGGAGUUGUGUGUCACCGAGUUAGAGGACGUUGCCACGGACUCACAGAGUGGCCGCCUGUCCUCCCAGCCAGUUGUUGUGGAGAGCAGCCAUCCGUAUACAGAUGACACCUCUACCAGUGGUACUGUGAAGAUCCCAGGUGCUGAGGGUCUGAGGAUAGAGUUUGACCGACAGUGUUCAACUGAGCGACGCCACGAUCCGUUAACGAUCAUGGAUGGAGCCAAUAGGAUCGUCUCUGUCAGAUCAGGUCGGGAGUGGUCCGACUGGUCCAGUGAGUUAAGGAUCCCAGGAGAUGAACUGAAGUGGAAAUUCACCAGUGAUGGCUCUGUGAAUGGCUGGGGCUGGCGCUUUACUGUCUACCCCAUCAUGCCUGCUGCUGGUCCCAAAGACUUGCUGUCAGAUCGCUGUAUCUUGUCCUGCCCAUCCAUGGACUUGGUCACCUGUCUUCUGGACUUCAGGCUCAACUUUGCCUCCAACAGAAGCAUCGUACCUCGGUUGGCUGCCUCCCUUGCUGCUUGUGCCCAGCUUAGUGCACUAGCUGCAGGACACAGGAUGUGGGCUCUGCAGAGACUACGAAAGCUCCUGACCACGGAGUACGGUCAGUCCAUCAACAUAAACAGGCUGCUGGGUGACAGUGAGGGCGAGGCUCGCUCUAUGAGUUUCACAGGCAGUGCGCUGGCUGCUUUAGUGAAGGGGCUGCCAGAAGCUCUGCAGAGGCAGUAUGAGUAUGAGGACCCCAUAGUCAGAGGAGGAAAGCAGCUGCUUCAUAGUCCAUUUUUCAAGGUCUUGGUUGCUCUUGCCUGUGAUCUUGAGCUUGAUACUUUACCCUGCUGCGCUGAGACUCAUAAGUGGGCUUGGUUCCGCCGAUACUGCACUGCCUCCAGAGUCGCUGUGGCUCUGGACAAGAGAACGUCUCUACCAAGACCCUUCCUGGAUGAGGUUACAAAGAAAAUUCGUGAGCUUAUGGCCGAUCACGAGAGCAUGAAUGGCCUCCACGAGAGUCACGAAUUGUUCAAGCGUGAGCACGACGAGCAGCUUGUACAGUGGAUGAACCGACGACCGGACGACUGGACCCUCUCGGCUGGUGGGAGCGGCACCAUCUACGGCUGGGGCCACAACCACAGAGGUCAGCUGGGGGGCAUUGAGGGAGCAAAGGUCAAAGUGCCCACUCCCACUGAAGCCCUUGCCACACUGCGGCCAGUGCAGCUUAUCGGCGGGGAGCAGACUCUGUUUGCUGUCACAGCUGAUGGAAAGCUGUAUGCGACAGGAUAUGGAGCUGGGGGCAGAUUGGGCAUUGGAGGCACAGAUUCUGUGUCCACCCCGACUCUGCUGGAGUCCAUCCAACAUGUCUUCAUCAGGAAAGUGGCUGUAAACUCUGGAGGGAAGCACUGCCUGGCGCUGUCCUCUGAGGGAGAAGUCUACUCAUGGGGAGAGGCUGAGGAUGGAAAACUUGGCCAUGGGAACAGAAGCCCCUGUGACCGUCCUCGAGUAAUUGAGUCCUUGAGGGGAGUGGAAGUGGUGGAUAUCGCAGCCGGAGGGGCGCACAGCGCCUGCAUCACUGCCAGUGGAGAGCUCUUCACCUGGGGCAAGGGUCGCUAUGGACGACUGGGUCACGGGGACAGCGAGGACCAACUCAAACCCAAGCUGGUGGAUGCACUGCAGGGUCACAGGGUCAUUGAUGUGGCCUGUGGCAGCGGGGACGCCCAGACACUGUGUCUAACAGACGAUGACAUGGUCUGGUCCUGGGGAGACGGGGACUACGGCAAAUUGGGCCGGGGAGGCAGCGAUGGCUGCAAAAUCCCCAUGAAGAUUGACUCUCUCACCGGCCUCGGGGUGGUCAAAGUGGAGUGUGGCUCUCAGUUUUCUGUGGCUCUUACCAAGUCUGGGGCAGUGUACACAUGGGGGAAAGGGGACUAUCAUCGGCUGGGCCAUGGCUCUGAUGACCACGUACGACGACCCCGACAGGUUCAGGGGCUGCAAGGGAAGAAAGUCAUUGCCAUCGCCACAGGGUCACUGCACUGUGUGUGCUGCACAGAGGAUGGAGAAGUGUACACAUGGGGUGACAAUGAUGAGGGCCAGCUGGGAGACGGGACCACGAAUGCCAUCCAGAGGCCACGGCUGGUGGCUGCACUGCAGGGCAAGAAGAUCAACAGGGUGGCUUGUGGUUCUGCUCACACCCUCGCCUGGUCCACCAGUAAGCCCACCAAUGCUGGGAAACUGCCUGCACAGGUUCCCAUGGAGUACAACCACCUGCAGGAGAUCCCCAUCAUGGCCCUGAGGAACAGGCUGCUGCUGCUGCACCACAUCUCGGAGCUCUUCUGCCCGUGUAUACCCAUGUUUGACCUGGAGGGCCGACUUGGUCAGACUGGCCACGGACCCUCAGUGGGCUUCGACACGCUCAGAGGCAUCCUCAUCUCCCAGGGCAAGGAAGCAGCUUUCAGGAAGGUGGUUCAAGCCACGAUGGUGAGGGACAGACAGCACGGACCUGUGGUGGAGCUCAACAGGAUACAGGUGAAGCGUUCCCGGAGCAAAGGAGGCCUGGCUGGCCCAGAUGGAACCAAGUCUGUAUUUGGGCAGAUGUGUGCCAAAAUGAGUUCGUUCAGCCCAGACAGCCUGCUGCUUCCUCACCGAGUGUGGAAGGUCAAAUUUGUGGGGGAGUCUGUGGACGACUGUGGUGGAGGCUACAGCGAGUCCAUCGCAGAAAUGUGUGAGGAGCUGCAGAACGCCCUGACCCCGUUGCUCAUCGUCACCCCCAACGGACGCGACGAGUCAGGGGCCAACAGGGACUGUUUCCUGCUCAACCCUGCAGCCAAGUCCCCUCUUCACAUGAGCAUGUUCCGCUUCCUAGGAGUGCUCCUGGGCAUUGCAAUCCGGACUGGAAGCCCUCUUAGUCUGAAUCUGGCAGAGCCGGUAUGGAAACAGCUGGCAGGCAUGAACCUGACCAUCGCUGACCUCAGUGAGGUUGAUAAGGACUUUAUUCCUGGCUUGAUGUACAUCCGGGACAACGAGGCCACAGCUGAGGAGUUUGAGGCCAUGACCCUGCCCUUCACAGUGCCCAACGCCAGCGGCCAGGACAUCCAGCUCAGCUCCAAGUACUCCCACAUCACCCUGGAGAACCGUGCAGAAUAUGUCCGCUUGGCAAUUAACUACAGGCUCCAUGAGUUUGACGAGCAGGUGUCUGCUGUGCGCGAGGGAAUGGCUCGAGUAGUUCCCGUUCCCUUGCUCUCGCUUUUCACCGGCUACGAACUGGAAACUAUGGUGUGUGGAAGCCCGGACAUCCCCCUCCACCUGCUUAAGUCAGUGGCAACCUACAAGGGAGUGGAGCCGACAUCUUCGCUCAUCCAGUGGUUCUGGGAAGUGAUGGAGUCUUUCUCCAACACAGAGAGGUCUCUUUUCCUGAGGUUUGUCUGGGGUCGCACGCGCCUGCCACGCACCAUCGCUGACUUCCGUGGGCGGGAUUUUGUUGUGCAGGUGCUGGAUAAGUACAACCCUCCUGACCACUUCCUGCCUGAGUCCUACACGUGCUUCUUCCUGCUGAAGCUGCCCAGGUACUCGUGUAAACAGGUGCUGGAGGAAAAACUGAAAUACGCCAUUCACUUCUGCAAGUCUAUCGACACCGACGACUACGCCCGCAUCGCCCUGUCCGGGGAGCCUGCCGCUGACGACAGCAGCGAAGACUCGGACAACGAGGACGCAGACUCCUUCGCUUCGGACUCCACCCAGGACUACUUAACAGGACACUGAACUCCGACCAUUAUAGAAGGACGAGUCUAAGAAGAGCUGCCACAAAGAGACUGCCUUAAUCUCACCUAUUAAUACACACAUUCAAACAGGCAUUCUACUAAGACACAAACGUCUGUGGGGGAAAAACGUGCAAUGAGCUUUAAAAGCAUUAUAAGCUAAAGAGAGGAACAAACACAGGUUUGCUCUGAUUUAGUUUCUUUAAAAUAAUGUGGGGUGAUCAGCUGCACAUGUAAUUGUUGUGUUACAUGGAAAUUAUGUAUAUUGUUACAGUUAAAAAAAUAAAACGGCUCCAGCCUAGCACUGUGGUAGAUUUCUCCCUCUGGUUUGUGUGAAUUACCUGUCCCUAGUUUGUAUAUAGAAAUUGAUGUGCGACAAAACAGUAGUAUUACUUUUUGUUUCUUGGUAACAACCGUGUUUCUUUAUAAAAAAAAACCCAACAUUUUUAACUUAAAAAAGUCUGUGUUUCUCACUCGGCUCACGUCAGUCAGAGCCCACCGAAGGGUCAUUUUACAGCUCCCGUAUUUACCCCUCCCUCCACCAUGUUUGUGCACUGUCUCCUUAAAGAAUGUAUAUAAUAUGAUUGUGCCAUGUAUUCACAGAAGGUCUCAUUCCUGCAUAUUAAAUGUUAAUACAUUUCUGUUAAUAAAUUCAAAUGAAAAAAGA